Anas platyrhynchos (mallard) is the source of this 5368-nucleotide messenger RNA. RefSeq names its product dipeptidyl peptidase 8 (gene DPP8). Lineage: Eukaryota; Metazoa; Chordata; Aves; Anseriformes; Anatidae. Gene Ontology annotation, biological process: proteolysis. Gene Ontology annotation, molecular function: dipeptidyl-peptidase activity; serine-type peptidase activity. The record is from RefSeq and is a predicted model, not a curated record.
CGGCUCCGCUUCCUCCAGGCCGGCGGAGGGCGCCCGGUUGGGGCCCGGCCCGGUGCAGCCCAGCCCGGCCCGGCUCGGCCCGGCCCGGCCCCGUGCUGGAGGAAGCGGAAGAGGCAGCGGCGGGGCCGCAUCGCCGCCGGGCAGCGCCAACCAUGCAACAUGGCAGCAGCCAUGGAAACUGAACAGCCGGGCCUUGAAAUCUUUGAAACUGCGGGCCGUGAGGAGCAGGAGCAGAGAGAGGAACAGCCAAAACUGGAACCUUACUAUGUAGAGAGACAUUCCUGGAGCCAGCUCAGGAAACUGCUCACGGAUACGCGGAAGUAUCAUGGGUAUAUGAUGGCAAAAGCCCCGCACGACUUCACGUUUGUUAAGAAAAAUGAUCCUGAAGGACCUCAUUCUGAUAGGAUCUACUAUCUGGCCAUGUCUGGGGAGAACAGGGAGAACACGCUCUUCUACUCUGAAAUUCCCAAAACCAUAAACAAAGCUGCCGUCCUGUUGCUUUCCUGGAAGCCUCUCCUGGAUCUUUUUCCGGCCAUCCUGGACUAUGGGAUGUACUCUCGUGAGGAGGAGUUGCUUCGGGAGAGGAAGCGAAUUGGCACUGUCGGGAUUGCCUCCUAUGAUUACCACCGAGAAAGCGGCACCUUUCUGUUUCAGGCUGGGAGUGGAAUUUAUCAUGUAAAGGACGGAGGUCCUCAUGGAUUCACUCAACAGCCUCUAAGACCCAUUCUGGUAGAGACCAGUUGUCCGAAUAUCCGGAUGGAUCCCAAGCUUUGUCCAGCUGAUCCAAAUUGGAUUGCCUUUAUCCACAGCAAUGACAUCUGGAUAUCUAAUAUAGAAACCAGAGAAGAGAGGAGGCUAACGUUUGUGCACAAUGAACUGGCCAAUGUUGAGGAGGAUCCAAAAUCUGCUGGCGUGGCUACUUUUGUGCUGCAGGAGGAGUUUGACAGAUACACUGGCUACUGGUGGAGCCCAAAGGCACAGCCAACACUGAAUGGGGGUAAAGUUCUUCGAAUUCUUUAUGAAGAGAACGAUGAAUCAGAGGUGGAAAUUAUUCACGUCACAUCACCAAUGUUGGAGACAAGAAGAACAGAUUCCUUCCGGUACCCCAAAACUGGUACAGCAAAUCCAAAGGUCACUUUCAAGAUAUCCGAAGUGACAAUCAAUGCAGAAGGAAGAAUUGCAGAUGUUGUGGAUAAAGAGCUAGUUCAGCCCUUCGAGAUCCUCUUUGAAGGAGUAGAGUACAUUGCUAGAGCUGGGUGGACGCCAGAAGGAAAAUAUGUCUGGUCCAUCUUACUGGAUCGCUCCCAAACUCGACUUCAGAUAGUCUUGAUCCCUCCUGCAUUAUUCAUCCCAGUAGAAGAUGAUGCAAUGGAGAGACAGAAACUCAUCGAUACCGUACCAGAUUCUGUUACGCCUUUCAUAAUUUAUGAAGAAACAACAGACAUCUGGAUAAAUAUCCAUGAUAUCUUCUAUGUUUUCCCUCAAACCCAUGAAGACGAGAUAGAGUUCAUUUUUGCUUCUGAAUGUAAAACAGGAUUCCGGCACCUAUACAAAGUCACCUCGGUUUUGAAGGAGAGCAAGUAUAAGCGGUCAUCUGGAGGUCUCCCUGCUCCAAGUGACUUCAAGUGCCCCAUCAAAGAGGAGAUAGCCAUUACCAGUGGGGAAUGGGAAGUGCUUGGGAGACAUGGGUCAAAUAUCUAUGUAGACGAAGCCAAAAAACUGGUGUAUUUUCAAGGCACAAAAGACUCGCCCUUGGAGCAUCACUUGUACGUCGUUAACUAUGAGAAUCCUGGAGAAGUGAAGCGGCUGACAGAGCGUGGUUACUCUCAUGCCUGCUGUGUCAGCCAGGAUUGUGACAUGUUCAUCAGCAAGUACAGCAACCAGAAGAACCCACACUGUGUGUCACUUUACCGGCUGACAGGACCUGAAGAUGAUGCAGCUCACAGGACAAAGGAGUUCUGGGCUACCAUUUUAGAUUCAGCAGGCCCUCUACCUGAUUACAUUCCCCCAGAAGUGUUCUCCUUUGAGAGCUCCACGGGGUUUACACUCUACGGGAUGAUGUACAAACCUCACAAUCUGCAGCCUGGAAAGAAGUACCCCACUGUGCUUUUCAUCUAUGGAGGGCCUCAGGUACAGCUAGUGAACAACCGGUUUAAAGGAAUCAAAUAUUUCCGUUUGAACACCUUGGCCUCUUUAGGCUACGUUGUUGUUGUCAUUGAUAACCGGGGAUCCUGCCACCGAGGACUGAAGUUUGAAGGAGCCUUUAAAUACAAAAUGGGACAAAUUGAAAUCGAUGACCAAGUGGAAGGGCUGCAGUACUUAGCAUCCCAGUAUGACUUUAUCGAUUUGGACCGUGUUGGCAUUCACGGCUGGUCCUACGGAGGCUACCUCUCUCUUAUGGCUUUAAUGCAGAGGUCAGAUAUCUUCAGGGUUGCUGUUGCCGGAGCACCCGUCACGCUGUGGAUUUUCUAUGACACUGGUUACACAGAGCGCUACAUGGGCCACCCGGAUCACAACGAGCAGGGAUAUUACCUAGGUUCGGUGGCCAUGCAAGCUGAGAAGUUUCCUUCUGAACCAAACCGUUUGCUGCUGCUACAUGGGUUCUUGGAUGAGAAUGUUCACUUUGCACACACUAGUAUUUUGCUCAGCUUUUUAGUGAGAGCUGGGAAACCGUAUGACUUACAGAUCUACCCUCAGGAGAGACACAGUAUAAGGGUACCCGAGUCGGGAGAGCACUAUGAACUCCACCUACUGUAUUACCUGCAGGAGAAUCUGGGCUCCCACAUUGCUGCCCUGAAGGCGAUGUAACUGACCUCUGCAGAACUCUGCUCCACUGGCUGCUUUACUGAAUGAGGAGAUGCAGGAAACUAGAGAAAAUAGGAUGGAACACUGCAUUUUGGUGCCUGCCAUGUGUACACACACACACACACACACACACACACACGGAGACACUUUUUUUUAAAGUAAAUUCGGUGCCAUACAGGAAAUUAAAGGACGGUGGCCUAAUAACUUUAAAGCUUAAGAUGUAAAUAAAAUCAAAUGUCUGUGGUGUAAUGCAGUACCAUGGGUGUUCUCUCGGGGGAGGAGCUGAAACUGAGAAUAACAUACUUCUACAGCACCAGAACUUCACAUUUUAAAAGCAUUCUGAUCUAAUUGAUGUAUUUUUACAGUGUGUUCCUAGGUAUCUUAUUACAUAAUACUAGAAGGUGUACUACACAGCAGAAAUUCACCUGGAUGGUUACAACUUAAAUUACAUUUUAAAUGUUAUCGUAUAGUUUUUAUGCUUCACGAGGGGGAUGUGUCUCACUUCUGAGAAGUCAGUCACAAGUUAGACACAUCUCCUGUCUAGAUGCCAGUUGUUUUUUAAAAAGAAACACUUUUAACUGCUUCCUAAAUAUUUUAAAUUUUGGAUUCAGUUGAGUUGAUGCCAUGUUCUUUUCAGUUAUUUCUUCUCUCCCCAGGAUAAAUCCUGCCUUUUUUUUUUUUUUCUUUUCAGCAGCUUGAUACCCUGUCCUGAUUGUACUUGAUUUCACCUGGGGAAGUGAAGCGAUGUUUUACUGUUAUGUGGGCAUAACAAUCUUUUAUUCUGAGAUGCAAACUAAUUUAAGACAAAGAACUGAAACUUUGUGGAUUUUAAAACAAGCUUAAAAGUGUAGCCCAUUUCUUGUUGACAUUUUUCCCUGCUGUUCAUUCUGGAGCUGUUUUUGCAGUACUGUUUUCUGACUGUCACAUCAGCAUGAUAUAGGUAUAUAAAUCCUGUUACAAUUUUAAUAUACAAUACUCUAAUUCAAAGGUCUACAGAGAAUUUGGUGAGGAGAGACCUUACGAACACUACAUGUGAGGCAAUGUGAACUGUUGUCGUGAAUUUCCUACUUUAUUCAAGGGAUUAUUUCCCAGACUCGCACUCUUUUCAGUCCUCCAUUCCUGGGUCAUUUCUAGCACUGCUGCCUAGCAUGAUUAUGAUGCUGUAUUUGAGAACCCCCUCCCUCUGUGUAGCUUAAGGUAACCCACUAAGCCUAAAAGAUCUGCAAUCCCAGUUGUGUUUUUGUUAGUGAGGUUUUAACUAAGCAGCAGGCUUGGCUAAAAAGCAUCGCGUGUGAAGUCUCUUUUAACUUGCAACAAGUCGUUUAAGAUAGAAAUCCAUAGCAAAAUGAUUCUCUUUAAUCCAGGAAAUUCUCCCCUUGGGGCCUGCCUCUGAGACUCCUAUAAGUUUUAAUGGUUUUCUUAGAAACCUAAGAACUUCCUUUUCUUUCUGUUUUGGUGCUGGAGAGAAGCAGAGCAUGAUUUUUCUUUUCAUCUUUUAAAAAUCUGGAAUCACUCUCAGUGUUUACGCUCUUAGUACUCCACAUGUCGUAACCUCGUAUUUUACUCGCUUUUGUACUGUUCAGCUUGACCCCAAAGCUCCGGGAUUUAACACAAUCUGGUUGUGUUGUAUCAAACCGCAUCAUUUUUCAGUGAGGCUGCUGGACAUAUGCACCAAAGCAAUCGUGGCUGGUGCAGUUACACGGCUGUAAAACCGCUGUGUGAGAACAGGAUCUGUUUUUUGGGUUAUGCAAAAGAUAGCCAAAGCAAACAGGCAUCCAGUAAGUGUAAAUUUCCUCUGACGUGGGAGUAUUUGGUUUGGGAUGUUUUCUGUUUUUCAGAUCACAGGGGUUUUUAAGCGGAUCAGAUAAAAUGCUACUAGCAGGUCAAUUACAGCCUUACCGUUUUGAUUUGGGGAAGGGCAUAGCGUGGGAAGAGCCCAGCUCCUUAUAAUGUCUUCUACUUGAGUAAUUAAUUUUUGUGACUGAAGCUGGGCUAUCCGGAGUGUGCUAUAGUCAGUACUGAAAGAGGAAUAAGUGUGCUGAUGCACUUGAACUGGAGCAUGGCAGUGAGUAGGGAAAAGUAUAAGCUGUUACUAUUGAAUUCCUUUUUGUUUCUUAAGUGUUCAAGCUGUAUUAUAUAUACAUAUAUCUAUAUCUGUUCAUAUAUACAUAUAUGUAUAGAAUUACACGUGGAUAGUAUCACCUUUUCCAAGGUUGUUUAUAUUUUGUUCAAUAUUUAAUUAACUUGUUUUUUGGGGACGUUUUUGCUCUUUUUCUAGAGGUGAUUACCCUUGAAUGUAAAUGUAUAUGAUUUUUAAGAUAAAAUGGAUCCUUUUGUUUAAAAAAUGAAAAAACAAAAAUGGCCUUCAUCAAAUAGUGCUUUUUGGCAACUGAAGAACUAAAUGUUAUGCAAGCAAACUGGGCUAGGUUUUGGUUUAGCACAGGAUGUGAUUUUAAGAGCUGACAUAUAACUUCUAAAUAAUGCAUCCUUUCUUUGUUUUAAAUAUAUAUAUAUUGAAAAGCUAUUAAAGUACAAAGUACUGUACUCUAUUUUGCAACAUAAA